GUACAACAACAACAACAGAGGGCUUGUAAAUACUGAUUUUUUUUAAAUGCAUUUUUGGCUUUCUCUUUUUAGCACAACAAUAAUCAUCGCCUUUUGAACGCCUAACUUAAUGGCUGAUGACAGCCUGUCUGUCUAUCCACGCAUCAGAACGUUUACACUUUCACGCCCGUUCUCAAGAAAAUGCCACAGCCUGCAGCAGCAUGCCCGUGCAGAGGGUGAGAAGCACUUUCAAUAUUGCCAGGGAUACAAAUGAUGUUUGUAAUCAAACUCUUCAGCUCUGAUUGGGAUUUGUUUGCCAGCUUUCUUUGGAAGGGAGGAGGGUUUGCUGGUCAUAUAGGCGGGCUGACGAUCUCUCUCCGCAUGCUGUCAACAACAGAGGAGCGCAGCAGUGAGAGCUGCUUUUUCCUUCACUCGUUGCUUUUGCUUUGUGAAUGGAUAUUUAAAGUUCGAGAUCCAUGCGCGCAUUCUCUCUCUCUCUCUUUUUCUCUCGCUCUCUCUUAUGAAAGAGCAUGACCGCUGCUGAGCUUCAGACAGAUUUGACCUGAGCUCACACACAGAGGAGAGAAGGCGAAAUGGAGACUAUCACGACCUAUGACUUCCUGAUUAAUUCAACAGAUCUGAACAAUGUCUUGAGCCGCUUCGGGAUCAAUAUUUCGGAUUACGAGCCAAGACGGGGCCCCUCUCCAGACUCUAACGACAUCUCCCAGCCCGUCCGGAUCGUCCUGUACAGCAUCAUCUUCCUCCUCAGCCUCAUAGGCAACAGCAUCAUCAUCAUCGUCCUGCUGCCGGUAGGACGAAGACAGUGGCAGAAGACCAUCACCAAUCUGUUCCUGCUGUCCCUGGCAGUGAGCGACCUCCUGGUCUCCCUGGUGUGCAUCCCCUUCACCUUAAUCCCCAACGUCAUGAAGGAUUUCAUCUUUGGCCUCGGCAUGUGCAAGAUGGUCAUGUACUUCAUGGGCGUCUCUGUCAGCGUUUCCACCUUCAACCUGGUGGCCAUCUCCAUCGAGCGCUACUAUGCCAUUUGCAGCCCCCUCGCUUCCAUGGCGUGGCAGACGAGGAGCCACGCCAAAAAGGUCAUCACCUCCACCUGGGUGGUGUCCUCCAUCUUGAUGCUGCCCUACCCGAUUUCCAGCACCCUGAUUCCCUUCACCCGCCUCGACAACAGCACGGGACACAUGUGUCGCCUGAUAUGGCCCAACGCAGUGUUCGAGCAGUCCUGGUACAUCGCGCUGCUGCUGGUGCUUUUCCUGAUUCCUGGUAUCAUGAUGGCGACGGCCUACGGACGCAUCUCCUUGAAGCUGUACAAGGGAAUCAAGCGAGCGCAGUCCCUGAAGAGCUCCAGCAGUGAACGCCACGCCAGCACCGGCAGCGUCAAACCAGCAAACGGCAAUGGCUGCAACUCAUCUGAGAGCAAGAGAAUGAGGAGGACCAGAAGCGGCGAGUUACCAGAGACGUCCCGAAACUCCAGCCAAAAGGAGCUGGUAGCCAAUAAACGCGUCAUCCACAUGCUCAUGGUCAUCGUCGUUCUCUUCUUCCUCUGCUGGACCCCCAUCUACGUCGUCAACGCGUGGAAGGCGUUCGACAAGAACUCGGCGAACCGUCUGACGGGGGCGCCCAUCUCUUUCAUCCACCUGCUGUCCUACACCUCGUCCUGCGUCAACCCCAUCGUCUACUGCUUCAUGAACAAACGCUUCCGGCGGGCCAUAGCGGCUACCUUUUGUAACUACAAAAUCCUGUGGAGAAUCCGGAAGUGGUUCUACUAUGGGAAGACAAAGAGGCCAUCUGUUUGGCACAAACACGGUGAAAGACGAUAUACGCUGUCCAGUGCCAUGAACAUCUAUUCUCAAAGCAUGAGAGAGAGCACACCCUGCGUCAACGCGAACAUCCCCAUGACGCAGUGCAGCGAGGUCCCGUGAUCUCACUGCACGCUGUGUGUAGAAGUGCCGCCCGGAGUGAAGACAGACAGCGUGUUGUGUGUUGCUGAGCCCUCACAGUGCUUUCAGGACCAGUUUAUGGGUAUUUCUUUCAUUUUAAGCUUGGUGUGGAACGACACGAGUCGGUAGGCUAACUCCUGCUCGACGCAUGCCCCUCACAGCGGACGAUCGUAGCCAGAUGUUUCCCGGAGACCUUCAGAGUCCAGAGUACUGACGAUGCUCAUUCAGCUUCAGGGACCGCGAGCGUGACACGAAGUGCUCUGACGCAGCAGUAAAUAAGUCAAUGUCCCAGUUCUAUGCGUAAACUCCUACACAUACUCCAGAAGCGUCGUGAGCCCUGGAAUUACACAUAUGAAGAAAUAAACAUUUUUCUUAAAUAAUUUUUUUUUUGAAGAUGUUAAAACAAUGUCUAAUGUUUAAAGACCAGUCCACAAGCAAAAAUAAGUGGGACUUUUUUUUUUAUUAUUAUUAUUUUUAGUCACAAAAAAUCAAUGUCCUCAGCAGAAACUAAUGAAACUCAGUUUUGUUUUUCUUUUAACUAUGUAGCUGAUCAGUUGCCUAGUUCAUAGUUGCCCACUCUUGGUCGUGUCUGUAAGUUUGUUUCUUUUGUUGUUGUAUUUGGAAGUAACAAGUAUUAGUUGCUAAAAGUAAUUAGCGCCACAAGCAUUCAGAGUUGAAGCUAGAAAGCCGUCAGACCUGGCGUGACGCCGUCCCCACCUCUGAGUUUCAACCUCCAAGACAAAUCCAAUGCAACUUGCGGCUGGAUUUGUCCCGAUCCCGUUUCCAAGAAUUGUUUAAAUUCAACUUUGUGCUGAAAAGAAUAACAAGUCGGAAGAAAUGUUCAGUAGUGUGUUGUGAAAUAACAAGUUGCCUUUUGUUUUUAUAAAAGGCCGAAUCAAAGACAACAAAUCCUAAACAUUUUACGUUAAUUUCUUCACUGAUGUCACAAUGAUGUCCUCGCUUCAAACCCAUUUUCAUUUAAUUGGUUUUCACUCUGUUUCGUAUUUUGACAGCAUUUUUAAAAACGCUUGUCAUGCAGGCUUGCACAUGAGAAAAUGAAGGAUAUUUUUGUAAACCUUCCAAGCCCCGUCAUUUCUUUGAAGUAUGUUUUGCCUUUCACUGUUGUGAAAGUCAACGUGUUCUGGAGAUCGAUGGGGUGUGGUUCACAGUGAUCUGCUGCGUCACAACAGGUUGUGUUACCUUUCUGUAAGGACACGGUCUGGUUUUAUUUAUUUUUCAUACCAAAGGAUCAACUCACUACAUGGAAAUUAACUUUUUGUGCAGUGCGAGUGCCCUCGGGGUUGCCAAAUAUUUCUUAGGUGACUUAAUAAAUAAAGGAUGGCUCAAGUAUUACUUUAAGUUUUAAUGGUACCGGUGAGUAAAUAGUCCGUGUACCUUAGUUUGAGAUCAAAAGUUGUGGUGGAUAUUGAGAGUUUGCACAGUGUGGGAGAGCUCAAGUUUUAUUUUUUAUUUUAUUUCCCCUUUCUUAAUACAGAUACAUCUAAUUUUCAAGAGUCAACUUUAAAGUUUAAACCUAAACUUUUAGAGAACAAAAGGUUCAAUCCCUGACAUUUUGGAGUGCUUUUGAAGCUUAGUCGCUGCUAAAUGUUGAAAACAGCACUUUUGAAGUACAACUAGUUAGUGUUCUUUAGCCUGAUGCUAACGAGACAGUAUAGGUCGGCAUAGGGAGUCUAUGUUUUCCAUUUUAGUAAAAAUAUAUUUUGUACUCAAUCACAACUGUAAGGAAAGAAAAGUUGUUAGUUUGUGAUUUCCUUAGCAAUUAGCAGGAAGAGUAAAAAGAGUGGGAAAGUCCCAAGGCUGAAAGCACAAGUCAAAAUUACAGCAACACAUGUAAAAAUCUAAAUAAUUCUAGCAAAUUUGAAUUUAAAUUAAAUUAAAUGCAACGUUAGUUUAAAAAAUGGCUUAACUUUCUAUGGUUAGAAGUAUUUCUGCUCCCUUUAACGAGAGAAACUGAACUGAACUAAGCUUACUGUGGCUAAAUAAUCAAUCCAAUGUAGCUUUUUUUUUUUUUUUUUUUUCUCACCACAAUUUAUUAGUCGUUUUCAGCAUUGAAUUUACAUACUGGAACAUUUUUAUACUUCUGAAAAACUAAACGCCGAGACACUGAACCGCAUUUAGGUUCUCUUUGAUUUGAAUCUUUACAUGCUGCCUUCCCACUUCCCUAGAAGAUAUCCUCAACUUCUAGGAAUCGCCGGCCUCACCGACACAUUAAUCACAACCAGCAGCUUCGAUCUGAAACUCCCCACCGCUGCACAAACAGCUGCUGCCCUUGACCCUCUGUAUGUAUGUGUACCUAAAGGACUGGGUAACUGGAGAGGCCUUAUCUUUUUGUGGGAUUUGUAACACCUGCAGCUUGUCUUUAAAGAGUCAGUCUCUCACCUCGCCCACAUGAUUUCCACACGUUCUUACUGUCGAACACAGCAGCGUCAAUGUAGCAACUUGUGCAUGUUUUUUUUUUUUUUUUCCUGUGAGUUUACAUGUGAAGAAUCCAAAUAUUUCUCUCGUCGUUCUCUGCCAGCUGUGAUGUGAAAUGUCGGCUCUCAAACGUACUCCGCCGUCUUUUUGUGAUCAGGCUCGUUUCAGGCGAACGACUGACUAGAAAAAUACGAUCGUGGGAUAUUUGUCGACUUAUUGCGGACUUAUUGUGUUUGUCGGAAAACGUUUCGACUUUUUACAGACGUUUUCCACGAAUCACAACUACGAACUUCAAUGUGUCUCGCAGGAAUUUGUGUAAUAUAUACAGGCGGUGAAGUUGUGCACAACUUUGAAGUGGAAAAAAAAAAGAAAUGUCAUUUAGAGAAAAAAAAAAUGUUUACAAUUAAAUAAAAAAAAUUUAAAAAGUGUGGCAUGCAUUUGUAUUCAGUUCCUCUUGUGGAAGAGUUUUUUGGGGUUAUGGCUCCACACACAGUGCUGAUAAAAAGUAUUCACCCGUUGAAUGUUUUCUGCUUUUUCAUUGCUUUUACAAAUUAUAGUCAACAAUAUUUGGCUUUUUUUGACAAAAAAAACCCCCUUUGAUAUCAAAAUGAUACUGAUUUCUAUAAAAAAUAAUUGUAUAAACAUAUUUAAAGUAGAAUAAUUGAUUGCAUAAAUGCCCCCUUCCCAAAGGAUCAAAGGGGGUGAAAACUUCUUAUCAGCACUCUAACUCUUACUUAUUUAGGUCUGACUGAGUCAAACACAUGAUUAAUAUAAUUAAUUUCAGCGGUGCGUGGGUCAUAAUUAUUGGUAUUUUGUGACAAACGUUUGGCGCCAACUAGAUGUGAAUGUUAUUGUACGUCCAAGAAGAAACACACAUUUUUUUUACAGUUUUAAAUUGUGAAGUUUGUGUGUAAAGUGCUGUGUAUAAAAACCUGGAGCGCACACAUUAAGAUCCAGGGCAAAACAAGUCGGUGCUUUUAGUGGGUUUCAGAAAGUGGACCUUGAAGGAGAAGAGCGACUCUGGCGAGACUCGUGUGUCACUGAAGGAGCAAAUAAGACAAAAGCUUUACGUAAGAGCAGGACAAAUCCAGGUCAGUUAUCCGUUACCCUUUUUAGCAUGAAUUCAGAGUAAAAGUAAUAAAAUGAUUUUAAAAAAUAUAUACUUUCACUGACCAAAAACAUUCACAUUUCGUCACUUUUUAAAUUCUCAUUUUAUUCCAAUAUUGCAAGUUUUUUUUCUUGGGUUUUUUUGUUGUUUUUUUUUCCCUUUCUUCUUUUAAUGACAUACAGUUUUGAGCAUGAUCUGGAGCUGCAAUAUGUACAAAAACAAACUAACAUAUGUUAUUACAAAAGAAAAAAAAAUUAAAAUAAAAAACAAAACAAACGUCCCCUUUGUUUUGACGUUAUUGCUAAAUGUUACAAACGGCACAGGUUUCUACCAUCAGACACCCUUUGAGCACUGAGUAUAUACUACCACAUGACACCUCUGCUUACCAUUUUACUAGAAUAAUACACAGAUAACAGUGAGAGUAGCGGGAGAUGAAGACGAGGAGGAGAUGAAGACAAAGAAAGGGCGGUCCAGGUAAGCAUCGACGAUAAAAGAAAAAAGAAGUGAGAAAUCUUCAAUUGCACAAUGGAAGAUAAAAACAAAAACAUUAAAAACAAAUGGAGGAUGAAAUGUGUGAGAAGAAGUAGAAAGUUUAGCGCUCUGUAGUGCAAACAGCCAAAUAGUCUAAAAGGAGAAGUAAGGCUGAGUGCGACAGAGAAAGGGCUCCACACUCCGUUUUAUUCGUUUAAAGCUGCCUCUCACUCUGCCCUGUUUUUUUUUUGUUUCGUUUUAUUUUUUGUUUUGUUUUUGUUUGUUUUUUGUUAAGCAGUGCAUGAAAACUACAUUAUUAUAAAAAGACAUUUGGCAUAUUAAGAAGAUACAUACAUUGUUCAGAGCUCAUAAAAACACAUCCACACAGAACAGCUGCUUUUUUCUUUUUUGUGUGUUUUUGGUAGUGUAAAAUAAAAAUAAAAAAAACACGACAAGGACGCACGGAGAGGAACAAAAAGACACGAAAGCAAACGAGGAGAGACAGAGAGGCGGUGUUUUCCCUCUUGUGAAGGUUCAUAUCAACACAGCGUGCGUAUUGAGAAGGCAUGUAACAUCUUUUUUUUUUCCCCCACAGUAUGUUCCCCCUUCUUUUUUGAGUUAGCACAUUCUGAAAACAGAAAACCCAGUAAAUUAACUCGGAUUGUCGAAGGCGACGGAUUUGUUGAGAGCAAGAGCCGCCAUUUUUGUUUUCUUAAUGAAUCUGAAAGCUGCUCCAGAUGGCGCGGUUUGCUUCGAGGCGGCAACACGUAAACAAAUAUUUAAUCUUAGAAGACGGAGGAAGGUAAAAGAUAAUAAUAAUAAUAAUAAUAAUUACAGUUAAGAUUUGGUGACCUCCAUCCUGCAGAGUAAAGGGAAGCGC
Molecule: messenger RNA, 6829 nt
Organism: Poecilia latipinna (sailfin molly)
Lineage: Eukaryota; Metazoa; Chordata; Actinopteri; Cyprinodontiformes; Poeciliidae
Gene: cckar
Product: cholecystokinin A receptor
Exons: 5
Coding region: 573-1916 (447 amino acids)
Biological process (GO): neuropeptide signaling pathway
Cellular component (GO): plasma membrane
Molecular function (GO): neuropeptide receptor activity; gastrin receptor activity
Source: RefSeq, a predicted model, not a curated record